GUCUCUAUCCCAAAGACCUGGAGCAGUUUUUGAAGCCAUCGGAGCUGAAUCCAACGCCAGUGACGCUGCCGCCUCCUUUUCCGGGUUUGGCAAGGCGUGUGCUUGCCAUCGUCUUCAAGAAAUUCUGCCAGGCAAAGUCAGCCUCAGUCCCUGGCUUUCAUAUUCCCAUGAAGGUGAUCGUGAAUGUGUGCUACUGCGGUGCCAAGGCCAAAAAGACAGAACCGGUGGAGCGCCAUGAAACCGGCCACCGCUUAUCACUUGCUGUCAAGCCCUCUGAUACGGUCUUGCGCUUGAAGCAGCGCGUAAUGCUUGUGGAGCCAGUUUCCUUCCCGGAACAGGCAGGAGCUUAUGCAGACACCAAAAGUAUUCCAAAAGUGAAGGGGCAACUCUGGGUGGGCAUGGCGGGCACCCUUAGGCUUCAGGAGUUGGGCUUGAAGGAGGGUGAAGAGCUUCACUUCAACGUCACCGCGACGAUUGCUGUCUUUGUGCAGCAGCUGGUGGAUUUGCUCGAGGCGCAGGCACGCCCAGUACCGGCUACUGAACUUGGGAUGCUGUACAGCCACAAAUGCGGAGGGUCCGUGAAGCAUGCCCUCACAAUUCUGGGCUGCAGCGGAACCUUGACUGACUUCCUCGCCAACCAGAAACAGUUUUCCGUUCAAGAGUCUGGUUUGGUGUCCCUCGCCGUGCCUUGGCACAAGACAUCACAAGACCUCGACAAGGAGCUCCCAAGCCCUGUUGUUGAGACGCCUGUCACCGUCACCGCUGCAGUUGUUGUGAAGAGUACUUUGGGCAAUGUGGUGAGAGCCUCUGUGGACAUGAAGAUCAAAGACUGCCAGACAGUGCAGAGCUUCUAUGACCGCGUGGCAGCGGCAGAGCUCAUCCCAUUCCAGGCGUCCAAAGUCUCUCUCGAUGGACAAGUCCUUGAAGGGCAUCACCAGCUCAGCUCCUACAUCAAGCAAGGUGCAACUGUGGAAGUCUGUGUCAACAUCUCCAAGGAAUCCUUGCGGUCCUUGCGGCGCGAGUUUCUCAAGGACAACGUGGAACACUUCUGCAUGGACGCAGGAUGUGUGAUGCAAAAGCAGCCAUCCAACAAUACGACAGUCACAACAUUGGGUGGUGGCUUGAAUCAGACGUACCUGGACCCUCAGUCAGAGAUUGCAAGCGGCAAGUCCAUCCAGGACGCUGAAGCUUGCUUGGAGCUUGCGAUCAAGUCGGCCACGGCAGGCAUUAAGGCCUGGACUACUACACUGUCUGCCGGCAAGUUGAUCAAGAUGCGUGGGAAAUCGCACACGGCACGGGAGUUGAAGCGAUAUAUCGAAUUCUUUCACGGCUCAAGAGCUGAGAUCUUCAAUGUGAUGGAGUAUCAGGGGCGCGGGGGCGACGAAAAGUUCUUCGAGGACCUCAAUCGUUUUUUUGACACAUCAAACUCGAGUUGCGAUCCCUAUGACUUUGACCAGACAGGCUCCUCGCAGGGGACAGGUGGCUUUGCUAUCAUCUUGUCCAGCGACACAGUUGCAUCGACGCAGUCAAUGUGGAGUGCGCACACCAAGUGGCACCGCCGUUGGAUGGCUCAGAAGCUUGAAAGCGAGCUGAAGGCAGAGGUGUGCUUCAUCCAGAUCUCAGUUGAUGACCCCAAAGGCGACAAGUACUUGGCCGACUUGGCCGCUUUUCGUGGCAUGGAUUUGAAGGAAAGCCAGGAGCUGAUCAAUCACUACCAGGAUCACUAUGUGCCAAUCCAAAUGGAUGGCUCAGAAGACGGCACCCCUUUCAUACACAUGAUGAACUACACCAAGAAGAUGGUGGUGAACAAGAUGAUGCGAUCAUUUGUUGGAUCGUCCGUUUGCCAUUUCCUUUCCAACUUGCAUCCCUUUGAGCACAAGAUCUUUUUGGCUCGACACGGUGAGAGCGAGUUUAAUGUGGAAAUGCGAAUAGGUGGUGACUCUGGUCUCUCCCCAAGAGGGGAAGAAUUUGCACGCCGCGCUGCAGAGUUUGCAGCUUGGCUCAAGGUCUGUGGAGAGGCGAAUGACUUGGUUUGCGUCACGGUGACUGAAAAAGACGUGGUCAGUCUGCAUGAACAUUUGGUGCAGCUCUGCGGGUGCCUGGUGACCUGUGAUGACUGGAAAGGCUUCGGUGAUAGCAGUGGCGCAGAGGUGAACAGGUACAUGCGGCUCAAGCGUUUGCAGGUGGGUUGGGGCGCGGAUUUUGAAGAUGCCCCGAAGAACAUGGAUGACCUACGGCGUCGCUUGAAUGGAGCCAAGGUGGCAACUUUGGUGCUUGUUGAUGGGGACACAUCAAGUGCAGGGCAGGUGCCUGGCAGACUGUGGACGUCCUCCUUGCGAAGAACCAUUGACACUGCUAAGUUCAUUGAGCAUCCCGUCCUGACAGGCCCUGAUGGGAAGCCCUACUUUCAGAUGCGGGGGCAGCAAUUCAGGAAUAUGGAUGAAGUGUAUGCUGGCGAGUACGAUGGUCUUACUGAGGAGGACAUUAAACAGAAGGCACCCAAUGUUAUUGAGGACCGAAAGCGAGACAAGCUUGGAUUCAGAUAUCCUCGAGGUGAGUCUUACUACGAUGUGAUUGCAAGGCUAGAAUCUGUGAUGUCCCAUUUGGAGCGGAUACAGCAGCCUAUCCUGAUCAUCUCGCAUCAGGCAGUCCUGCGGAUGAUGUAUGGCUGGCUCAUGCACAUCAACAGAGAGGCUGCAAUUGAGACACAGGUUCCGCAGCAUAUGAUCGUGAAGAUCACUUUUGAUGGACUGGGAGGUCCUCCAGUGGAGAGGCGAUAUCCCCUUGGACCCAUGGAGAUGGCUGACGAUGGUCAAGCAAAUUUCUAAAGUUUGAGCCCCGCUGGUCGCAGCGAAGCUGCUGCCUACCAGAUGCCCUAAAACUGCCAAAGUAGCCUACCAGGUUCGCUUCAUGGCAUAGGAGAAAAUUCAC
Cladocopium goreaui is the source of this 2931-nucleotide messenger RNA. The record is from the annotation of a GenBank genome assembly. Lineage: Eukaryota; Dinophyceae; Suessiales; Symbiodiniaceae.